CAGAGCUCUUUUCCAGAGUUCUCUCACAACAGUGGCUCAUCCACUCCCAUAGCCGCACGGACAUGAAGGUCAUGGCUGUGCCUCUUCACUUCACUGGUCUCAUCCUACUGCUUGUCCUCCAGCUGACCCUGCCUCACUACGCCCAUGGGGGGGCAUACUAUGGGCACAAGCAGCUUCAGCAGCUGCCACAACAGCACCAGCCCCUCCCACAGCUACCUCACAUGGCCCUGGGCAAGGAUGGGCUGCCCCAGCAGCAGUACCUGGGCAAGGAAGUGCCACACAUGAUCCCACAGUACCGCAAGGAGUUUCCACAGCUGCCCAUGCACUUGGGCAAAGAGAUGCCACGCAAGGACGGUAAAGGCGAAACUAUACCAAGAGGUGAGAAGGGCAACCCAGGAGAUGUUGGUCCCAAGGGGCCACCUGGACCCCAGGGUCCUCCAGGGUUGCCUGGCCAUGGAAUGCCAGGGCCCCCAGGAAAACCAGGACCACCUGGUCCUCCUGGAUAUGCAGGUAUUGCCAAACCAGGAAUGCCAGGAAUGCCAGGCAAACCAGGUGCAGUAGGACCGCCAGGUCCAAAGGGAGAGUUGGGCCCCACCGGUAUUGAGGGGCCCAUUGGUUUACCUGGGCCUCCAGGGUUUCCUGGCCCUCCAGGGCUGCCAGGGCUGGGGAAACCAGGGGGGCAGGGGCUGCCAGGGCAACCAGGGCCCCGAGGAGAGCCUGGUCAUAAGGGCCUGCCUGGACUUCCCGGUCUUCCAGGGCCAAAAGGUGACAAAGGGAUUGGUCAGCCGGGGCUGCCUGGCCUGAAAGGGCCAGGUGGGCCACCAGGGCCCCCAGGUCAGGGGGGUCUUCCAGGGAUAGGUAAGCCUGGUCUUAAUGGGCUUCCAGGGGCCCCAGGAGCACCAGGAAAAGCAGGACCCCCUGGUGAGCCAGGGCUCCCUGGCCCACCAGGGGAAGGGGGACAACCAGGGCCCCCAGGGCUGCCAGGCCUUGGCAAACCAGGCCAAGAUGCCUUACCAGGGCAGCCAGGGUUUCCUGGUGGAAAAGGAGAACAAGGCCCACCAGGUUUACCAGGGGGGCCUGGCCUACCAGGAUUUGGCAAGCCUGGAUACCCAGGACCAAAAGGUGACAAAGGAUAUGCGGGUUUACCAGGAGCCCCCGGCCCAAAGGGAGACAAAGGUCACGGAGGCCUCCCUGGUAUGAUAGGGGCCCCAGGACCUGUGGGACCCCCAGGUUUGCCUGGCCCCAUGGGCCCACCAGGAGGUGUUGGCUUCCCUGGACUGAAAGGAGAGGGAGGUGCUGAAGGGCCACAGGGAAAAGCAGGUCCUAAAGGGGAGCCAGGGCCUUCAGGUCUUCCAGGCAAGCCUGGAUUUCCAGGAGAGGCAGGUCAGCCAGGCCCACGUGGUCCAACUGGGCCAAUGGGUCCUAAAGGGGAGGGUGGACACAAAGGAAUACCUGGCUUGCCUGGAGCUGCUGGUGUUCCCGGUCCACAAGGAAAAAGUGGUCUACCAGGCAAUCACGGUCAACAAGGCCCUAAGGGCAUUCCAGGAAUUAUGGGUGCUGGUGGGCCAAUUGGGCCUCCAGGGCCUCCAGGACUAAGAGGUGAAAUGGGGCCACCUGGCCAACCAGGCCCACCAGGUCUGGGUAAACCUGGCCUUCAAGGCCAGAUGGGGCCCCAAGGAAAACCAGGCCCUGCUGGGCUCAAUGGCCAACCAGGACAACCCGGGCAACCAGGGCCCCCAGGUCCUCCUGGCCCUCCGGCCAUCCCCCCUGGCAUGGGGCAGGUUUUACCCGAGAUGGGCCCAGGUCUGGACGGCAUGAAGAAAUAUGGCUACAAGAAAGGCAAGGCCGGUGUGGAGGUGUUGAGCAGGAACGCCCUGGAGAUGCCAGCCUUCACUGCCCUACUGACCACUCCAUUCCCCCCCGUGGGCAGUCCUAUCGUGUUCAACAAGCUCCUGUACAACGGCCGGCAGAACUACAAUGCCCAGACCGGCAUCUUCACCUGUGAAAUCCCUGGCAUCUACUACUUUGUCUACCAUGUCCACUGCAAGGGUGCCAACGUGUGGGUGGCUCUCUUCAGGAACAAUGAACCAACCAUGUACACAUACGAUGAGUACAAGAAGGGCUUCCUGGACCAGGCAUCUGGGAGCGCUGUAGUCCCACUAAGAUUAGGCGACACUGUGCACAUCCAACUCCCAUCAGACCAAGCAGCAGGACUAUAUGCCGGCCAAUACGUCCACUCCUCUUUCUCUGGAUACUUACUGUAUCCCAUGUAAAAAAAAUAAAGAAAGCAGAGAGAAAGAAAUCAAAGGUACACAUGUAGUUGUUUAUGUAAAAGAGAUAAUCUGAUUGCGCUGUUGAAUCAACAGUGACGUAUGGGCAAGUUGGACCAGCUCUUAAAACAUCCAGUAGAUGCGUGAGUGUAAAGGAGAAUAUAUGCAGAUUGUUGUUUGUUUUUAUAACCAUGGUACAAAAUACAACAUAUCAGUAUUUCCGAUAACAAACAAACCAGAAGUUACAACUCAAUUUUACCAUCAAACUAAUUGUAUUACACUUUAGUUUAUCUAUAUGUAUGUAUAAAACACAAGACUGUUGCAUGUCAGUUUAUUUCAUUUCAAUUCAAGAGAGACCAACCACAGAAUGUGUGUAAGGACUUUUUAUGUUUAUUUUUUACAAUCAAUAACAAAUUUGACAGCAAUAAACAUAAUUAUGUUUUUUUUCCCAAAAGGAUCAACUGUUCUGCUGUGCACAUGUUUGCUUGUAUGUCACUGUUAGCUGCCCUCAGACAGAAAUACAGAAAUAUGAGACUUGCAAAUCUAUGAAAACUAGCUUUAAAAUGUUCAAAAUGUUUCCAUCUUUGGAAAUUCUUUCAGCACAGAACAGAAUGAAUAAAUAAUUUUUGAAUUCAUGCCCAAAUAUUUACAAAGGACAUGUCAAACCAACUGAAGGAGAGAAAUAGGCAUUGAGGAGCUUGUGCAAGAUAACACAUUUGUUUUUUGUUUAUGUUUCUUUUUGUUUCUAAAAGUUGGAUUGUGAUAAAUUUAUUUUAGAGAACAGAGUUUUUUUUUACAUAAACAGAAAAGCUGCCAUUGCAGUAGAAUGGAAGAUUAGAAUGGGUUUGAAGUUGACAAUCUGUGAAUUUGACAAGCAAAGUGGUGCCUGCAGAGAUGGAAGGUCACAUUAGCCGCUGAAACAAUAUGGACGUAUUUGCCCAGUAUUGUGCAAACUGUGAACUGUGUUCUGCAGCCAGGAACUUUAUGUGAGUGUUAAUUUUGAAAGGAAAAAAAUUAGAAACAGGAGUGGUGUGUGUUCCUCCAUAUUUUUAUCAUAGUGAAUUAUCGCACAUCAAGUUGUGGUACUCAUUUGGAGUCUCUGGUGAUAUGGAUAAAGAUUCAGAUGUGUAAUUAUCACAACGGGAAGAGGCAUGAGAAGGGCAAGUCCAUAUCCAAAGCAUAGUGUUUCACCCACCAGUAAAUAAUUGUAAUAUAAUGCUAAACUUUAUUUUUUUUAUUAAAGUGAAUCUGGACUGCUUGUCUGCAUAAAAACAAUCAACCAAUUUAGGCUAUAGAAUCAACACCCUGUAGGAGACCACAGUUACCCCCAUUUUGGUGAUAGUGUUUCUUAUGUAUUUAUUGUGUUUUACCUUUAAUGCAAGGGGCAACUCUUGAUCCUGUUACAAGGGAUCUUCUUCAAGCCUUAAAUUAUGGUAUGUGCAUAAUAGACAAUAUAAAAUAUCACCAUGUACAAGGAUGAGUCAGUUAAAUUGAGCAUGUUUCUUUCAGAAGGGAAGUAUUGUAAAGUAUUGUAUAAGUCCUAAGUAGUAAGUGUAAAUUUAGUGGCUUGACAGUAGACUGAAACAUUCUGCUGAGGUUGCCUCUUGGAUCUUUUGAAGAGUAGUGAUGAAUACAUGUUAUAUAUAAGAACACACACACACACACACACACACACACACACACACACACAUAUAUAUAUUUAUAGUACAGGCCAAACGAAUUAGGCCACCUAUAGUUUAAAAAAGACUUGAGGCAGAGAAUAAAACUAAAAUUUCAGUCAAUUUAACUAUCCUUUCACCUCCCUUUCACCCCCCAUUUGAGAAAUGUUUGGAUAGACUUUCAAUAAUUUAUUUAAUUGUAAUUAAAUCCAAAUGAUGCUAAUUUGAAGUAAAACUCUUUUUGUGGUACUGUAGGUAGAAAUGGAAAAAAAGUGUUUGUACUUUGGUUUGUUAUUCAAUAAAUACGCAUAUUUAUUGAAUAACUAACUGAAUAAUUCUCAGCCUAAAAACCUAAGGUUUUUUUUAAACCACAGGUGGGUUAAUACUUUUGGCCUGUACUGUGCAUGUGUGUGUGUGUGUGUUUGUGGCCAUGUAUAAGAAUAUAGAAUAUAUAUAUAUAUAUAUAUAUAUAUAUAUAUAUAUAUAUAUAUAUAGAUUUCAUCAUUACUACGUAAUAUAUAGUAUAUAUACAAUUCAAUGUUUACCAAGAACCCGUAAGGCACUAGGAUAAGAGAUGGCCAAAUGCUAAGAUGUGGAGUUCAGUAAACUGACAACCCAAAGGCAGUAAGGUGACAAUCCAAAGUUUGUGCUGGGAUGCUUUAUGGCACAGCCCAGGAAAGAACUUCAGUGAUACUAAGGAGAGUAACACCCGCUGUACAUGUGCGUGUGUACACUCAUUUAUACAUGCACAUGCACACACACACACACACACACACACACACACACACACGUGCGCGCUCGCGAUCAAUGCAAGGCACAGAUGAAAUGACUAAAGGGUUUAUUUCGAUAUUUGUUUCUGUAAUUUAUUUGUUUGACUACUGAUCUCCUGAGUUUGCAUAUGUGCAGAAGAGGGCUAAUUAUGAAAAAACAUUAGGAUAAAAUGAACUCCAUGUAUAAAUUCUUUUUUGUCUGAACAAUGGUGCUAAACAUAUAACCAAAUGAAGUAUGAUGUUUUAAUGUUUUUAUUAUUAUUUUUUUUAAAUAAAGAUGAACUCAUGAAAA
This is a messenger RNA of Anguilla anguilla (European eel), 4990 nucleotides long. RefSeq names its product collagen, type VIII, alpha 1a (gene col8a1a). The record is from RefSeq and is a predicted model, not a curated record. NCBI's taxonomy places the organism in Eukaryota, Metazoa, Chordata, Actinopteri, Anguilliformes, Anguillidae. Bases 63 to 2273 code for a protein of 736 amino acids. The transcript has 3 exons. Gene Ontology annotation, molecular function: protein binding.